GAACGUCGAGCGAACCGCAGACCACAGCAAAUGCUGCUACGCCUCUGGCGAAAAAUCAUCAGUCGAGCUUCAAGAAAACGAAGAAACAACAACCGAAAAAAUCGAAUCUUGCGACUCUCGAACCGAGCACAGCCCCCACAGGAAAUCCUACGAGCGGUUCCGUGCGGGAUUCGUGGGUGGGGAACCGCGAAGUCAUGGCGUGCGCAUCGCAGGCUCUGAUGAACACGCUGAUAUCCGCGAACGGCUGCACGUUCAACCCGUCGCCGAGGUUCUUCUCCGGGAGGUACCGACCCAUGAAGAGGCAGGAGCCCAAGCCCUUCGCCGUCCGGGCCUCCGCCGAUGAUGCCGACUGCAAUGUGGAAGAGUGUGCUCCCGACAAGGAGGUAGGAAAAGUGAGCAUGGAAUGGUUAGCAGGAGAGAAGACCAAAGUGGUGGGCACUUUUCCCCCAAAGACAAAAGAUUGGAGUGGAUAUGUUGAGAAGGACACUGCUGGUCAAACCAACAUAUACUCUGUUGAGCCUACAAUUUACAUAGCGGAAAGUGCUAUAAGCUCGGGAACUGCGGGUUCAUCUGCUGAUGGAGCUGAAAACACGGCAGCGAUUGCUGCCGGUCUCGCUCUUAUUUCCAUUGCCGCUGCUUCAUCAGUACUCCUCCAGGUCAACAAGAACGAACCCCAGGUGCAGAGGGCCGCAUACUCCGGGCCAUCUCUGAGUUACUACAUCGACAAAUUCAGACCGCCAGAAAUUAUCCAGGCGUCGGUGCCGAGCCAAAUUGAAUCUGCAGUGGUGGCACAGCCAGAAGUGUCUGCCCCAGAAGUUUCACAGAUUCAAGCUGCUUCUAGUGAUCAGCCCGAGGCAUCGUCGUGAAUAUGAAAAUUGGAGUUUCUUGUGGGGAAUUCAAGCUCUGUUUUGUUGAGGGCUCUUCUUCUGUACUGUAAAUUUAGAAUAUAGUCUCUGUGAUAUGGUUUGUGAUGUUCGGUUUAGUCUAAAAGGAAAGAGCAAGGAAUGUUUUGUUACUGCAAAUAUUCUACUCAUUUGAUGCAUAGUGGAAACCAAUCCGCCCUGUUCUUACA
Molecule: messenger RNA, 1072 nt
Organism: Eucalyptus grandis
Lineage: Eukaryota; Viridiplantae; Streptophyta; Magnoliopsida; Myrtales; Myrtaceae
Product: protein MAINTENANCE OF PSII UNDER HIGH LIGHT 1
Exons: 3
Coding region: 195-866 (223 amino acids)
Biological process (GO): regulation of protein complex stability
Cellular component (GO): chloroplast thylakoid membrane
Source: RefSeq, a predicted model, not a curated record